This is a messenger RNA of Spodoptera litura, 1182 nucleotides long. RefSeq lists its product as uncharacterized. The record is from RefSeq and is a predicted model, not a curated record. Lineage: Eukaryota; Metazoa; Arthropoda; Insecta; Lepidoptera; Noctuidae.
AUAAAAACGUCGAUCUAGUUUUAAUCAUUGAUUAAAACCACAGAAGUGUAAAGUUUAGUUUAAACAAUAUUCACAUUUUAUUUGCUAGAACGAAAUGGUGCUGUCUAUACACACCGCUCUGCGAUUUCUCAUAGCAAUAUGCACAAUAAAUGGCCUUAAUUCUAACCCAACACGAAAUAGGAAUGCUCCCUUAGGGGUCCUAUCGGAACUCAUGGGCAAAAGUGGCAACAAACCUUUGAUUGUGGUGAUAGACACAAAUGGUAGUUCAAGAAAUUUAGGUGAUGAAGCACCAUCAUCAGUUUCAGCUCGUGAUGACUCCAAUGACUACCAUGAACACAAUAAGAAUAGCCGCCAUAAUCGAAAUAAUUUGGAUAACAAUACUAAUAAAAAAUUGAAUACCUUGAAUAGUAUAUCACGAGAUGCCUAUGAAGCAGUCAUGUAUGAUAUUCUUAGGACAAGUCACAUCCUUUUAGAUAACCAUCAAAACAAAGAAUCUAAUCGUAAGUAUACAGCUGAACAAUGCUCAAAUUCCAAAGACAAAAGCAGUUGCCCAGGCAGUGAUAGUAAGCAGUGUUAAUAACCAAAAUCAUUAAAGUUCUUUAUCACUACUUGGCACUAUUUUAUGGAAUAUCUGUAUUAAUAGAAAAUACCACAUACGUGAACCGACAGCAUGCACUUAUCAUGAAUGAGAGUCCCAGUGUGAUUCGAAAAUAAUUGAGCGUUUCUCGAACGUUUCACGAAAAUAUGGGGCACCGUACACAAUAACGGCACGGACACGGCACGGUUGCGGCACGGCGUUUUUUGCGUUGGAAACGAUAUAAAAAGGCUGUAUGCGUGCUGUCAUUGCACGCAACGCGCACUUAUAUCCUUAUUGUGUUGAAUUUAUGAAAGAUACGACCAUACGACCUAAGAUGGAAUGUUCAAAAUCAAAUAAUAAGUUAAUUUCUGUGAUAAGGGGUGCCGUUAAAGAAUGAUAUAACCUUAAGUCGUAUUAAAAAACAUGUUGGUGUGGUUCAAAUUCCUCUUAUCAUUAUCAACUUAGAUACUGCCGAGUUUUGUAGUUGUUCAUUCUGCAAGUUCAGUACCUCAUGUAAUCCAAAAAAGCUCAUUCUCUAGUUAAUCAUUACUAAAUAAAUAUAUCUUUAUCAUUCAUACUUAUUGUACUCCAAUAAAAUUUUCUCA